Messenger RNA from Camellia sinensis, 2144 nucleotides. The record is from RefSeq and is a predicted model, not a curated record. NCBI's taxonomy places the organism in Eukaryota, Viridiplantae, Streptophyta, Magnoliopsida, Ericales, Theaceae.
GAUGGUGAUAGUAGUGGAUACGGUGGUGAUGGGUAGUGGUGGUGGUGGUGUGAUUGCAUUAGUAAGGUCUUAAUCUGCCUAAAUAAUCUUGUUUUUUCUAGAUUUGGUUUUCCGUCCCACCAAACACUAGAAGAUUCCAGUUUUUGGGAGGGAAAAUUGUGAAUCAGUAAUGUUUUUAAAUUUUUAUUACAAAUUUAUGAAAAAAAUUAUAACUUUAAUUAUUUAAGUUGGUAUGAUUUACCACUGAUUUGAAAUUCUUUUUUUCUGGAAACCUAACUUGCAAAAAAAAAAAAAAAAAAGGAGGUAAAGGAAGAAAAGAAACCCAACUUGUAUUCUGCAUGUUUCCAUUUUACUCUGCUUUCAAAAAAUGGAAAAAAUGAGUAUUUACAAACAAGAAGGGGUAGUGGGAUUUGCAGUGUUAAAGAUUAAUUAUUUACUGUUGGUUUGUUAAUAUAUAUCAUUUAAUAACCACCACAAAACAACCAGUAUUAACUUGCAUAUUUUAUCUGUGUUUGUUCAAUUGUUCAAUUCUGAUAUUUUAUGAAUCAUGAUUAUGUUCCAUUUUUUGAGUUUUUCUUUUCUUUGUGAAAUCUAUUUUUUGCUGAUUCAUGUUUAUACAAUGAAUUGAUGAUUGAAGGCAAGACAGGCUUUGAGGGCAUUGAAAGCAGUAGUGAGGGUACAAGCAAUUUUCCGAGGCAGGCAGGUCAGGAAGCAAGUUGCCUUAACACUAAGGCGUAUGCAAGCUCUUGUUCGAGCUCAGGCUCGUGUUAGGGCCUCUUGUGUAUCUUCACAAAGUUGGGAUAAACGUGCCAUUGCAUUAGAGGAUGAAGAGAAAGAGAACCUUGAUAGCUUGGUUUGGGAGAUGAUGGAUGAUGAAGUAGCAAAACAUGAACCCACUAUAGAAGAUGAUGUCUCCACACAGAAUCAGCAUCUGCAGCAAAUUCCGACACUCAGUGGCAGUCACAAUUUCUGCUCAGUGGAUUUGGAUUCUGAUAACCACGUAAUUAUAGACAGAGAUGAUAUUCAUCCUAAUAAUGUAGCAUACUCAAAAAACUCAAAGAGUGUAGACAUUGCUGUUAGUCAAGGGGAUCCUCUAUCUUCUACUGGUGAUGUUUGGCCACCAGUUAGCAUGCCAGAUUCUUAUUAUCAGUCUACGUUAAACCGUGAAUAUGCUUCUGCUUCUGCCACUAAGUUGUCACUUGGGCAUUCACGAGUUUUUAAACAGCAACAGGUCCGACUGAUUGAUCUGGAAUCUGACAAUUGUGAAGAAGACACAAGGAAAGAUCUGUUGCACAGAAAAUCUAAUGAUGGGUCUUACUUCAAUCCGUACUCUGACCAAGAAGUCCAAGGCCAAAAUGAGGUACUGCAACAUUUCUACAAGGGUCAGGACGGUUUACCUUAUCAGCACGAGCAGAAGCAGACACGGUUAAAUUUACAGCCAGCGUCAAAUGUUUCAAUGGAGAUGGGUCAGUUUUCUGGACUUUUCAGGGAGCAUCUGCAUGCGUCGCUGCCCUUAGAACUGAGGCAGAAGAGAUCGAAUGAUAUGUAUAUGCAUCAAAACAUUCAGGGGAAGAUGUUCACUGAUGGAAGUAGGUACACUAUUCCAAGGCAAGAACACUUCUCGAAUGCCAAUACCAAUGUUCAGGAUUGGGCUAUCAAUACUAAUACCACCCACAUGUCAGCACCUCUCCAGUCUCAUUUGGAUGGUGGAGAGUUGGGUCGGAAUUGGUUUUCAGGGGAGCAUCGAGUCCGUGGUGGCUGGUCCACUUUGGACACUAGUGCUGUUGGCCCAACCCAGACAGGUGGAUUUCCAGUUUAGAGCUUGGUUGGGAGUUAGGAUGCACACAGAUGCUGAACACAAGAUGCGUGUGACAGGAGUUUUUGGGCUCUAAUUAUUUUUAGGACUAAGGGUCAAUCAGGAUUUUCUUAGUAGCUGAUGGAAUUUUGUACGUACAUACAGGAGAGUCAAUCCAACACCGUAUAUAUAUCUAGGUUUUAUAGACGGGGAGGAGGUGAGUUGUGAGGAUGGUGGAAAGAAUCAAGGGAUUUCUGGUAUCAAGGGGUGAUUCAGUCAUAAAUAUAGUUCCUUUUUCUUUGGGAUUUUUUAGUUUAUUGAACUAAUAAAGGUUACCAUUUUUUUAGUU